Messenger RNA from Aspergillus nidulans FGSC A4, 1362 nucleotides. RefSeq names its product Zn(II)2Cys6 transcription factor. Gene Ontology annotation, molecular function: DNA binding; DNA-binding transcription factor activity, RNA polymerase II-specific; zinc ion binding. Gene Ontology annotation, cellular component: nucleus. NCBI's taxonomy places the organism in Eukaryota, Fungi, Ascomycota, Eurotiomycetes, Eurotiales, Aspergillaceae. The transcript has 2 exons. Bases 1 to 1362 code for a protein of 453 amino acids. Gene Ontology annotation, biological process: regulation of DNA-templated transcription; DNA-templated transcription; regulation of transcription by RNA polymerase II. The record is from RefSeq and is a predicted model, not a curated record.
AUGCUUAUGUGCGACCACCCCGGAUGCACAGCCCAGUACAGGCGAAAAGAGCAUUUGACCCGUCAUGCCCGCAAGCAUGCGCCGCUGGCCCAAAGGCUAACAUGUGAGGUAUGCAGCAAGGCCUUUGACCGGACGGACUCGCUUCGGAGGCACCGGCAGCUGCAUCGGAGGGAGAAGGAGAGCGAGGGGCCGGGUUCCAGGACGGUCAAGGCCUGCGAUCGGUGUCAUGAAUGUAAGACAAGAUGUGAUGGUGGGCAGCCGUGUGGCGUUUGUGCGAGGAAGGGGGCCAGGUGCACGUUUGACCGGUCGAGCAAGGCUGGACCUACGACUGGACAGAGCACAGGGAGGUUGGGCCCGGACCGGCCGCAGAAGCUGUAUGGAGUAUGUGAGACUGCAAAGACACUGGGCAGUCAGGCUUACAGAGGCGGCUCCGCCGCCCGGCAAACGCCUGUCUCGGGCAGCGAGAUCCAGGAUCUCCUGCUCCAGCACGAGAGCAACCUCCGGGAAAGGGGGCUGCUAGGGACUGCAGCCGCUGGGCCCCUGGAGCCAAGAAGCCAGAAUAAAGAUCUUGACAUCGACCGCUACGUCGGUGUAUACUUUUCCCACUUCCACUAUCAGUGGCCGCUCAUCCACCGCGCCGCCUUUGGACGGAGUAAUGAGCCUCCAAUCUUACUGUUGGCAAUCGUGAUGAUCGGGCUUUGGCUUACGGGUGAGGCCGCUGCUCGGGACCGAGCAGAGAAGAUGCAUGAGAAGUUCCUGGCGCUGUUGGAAAACCGCAUAGAUGCCUGGAAGCUGGACGGCGAAUUCACCGACAAGACCUGGCCAAUGACGACCUACCAAACCAUUGUCCUCAAUGUCAUCUUUGCUAUAAUUCGGGACGUCCCGCAGUGCCUCGUCUCCCGCUUCCGGUCCUUGCUGCAUGCCGUCACAACCACCUGCCUGGCCGGCGGCCUCUUUACCUACGCCAAAAUGCAGGCCUUGUUGGAACCAACGGACUCCUUGGUCUAUAGCUGGACAUACAUGGAAGAGGUCAAACGCCUUGCCCUGGCCAUAUUUAAGUUGAACCACCAUCUCAACACGGGCAUGCUGCGUCCCUCGGACCUGCAAUUUCCCCUCCCGGAUAGUGGAUACUUGUGGGAUGCGCCGGAGACGAAGGACUUCUAUUGCCGGUACCAUGUCCAGCUAGAGUCGCGGACUCGUGUAGACGAUGGACCGUUGAUAUGUGAUAUUGUGAGGGAUGUCCAAGAUGGGAAGCGGGGACUCGGGAUGCUCUUCCAGGCAGAUAGUUGGCUAGGGUUCGCGGUUUCGCAGGCGAUACUAUCCGAGAAAACGCCACCAUCUGUAGACUGCAUGCAAAACUGA